Vicia faba (fava bean) is the source of this 573-nucleotide messenger RNA. The record is from the annotation of a GenBank genome assembly. NCBI's taxonomy places the organism in Eukaryota, Viridiplantae, Streptophyta, Magnoliopsida, Fabales, Fabaceae.
AUGGCAAAUCAACCACAACUCUCUGCAACCGCCAUUAUCAACCCUCAAUAUUGUGCUACACAUCCAAUUGAUUUGAUAAUCACAAAGGAGUGGACUGGGAGAGACAACUUCACUGUCACAGACACCAACAACAACGUUAUUUUCAAAGUUAAAAGUCCUCUUGUAACCAUGGUAACACCGCGCCAACACCGGUUCUUGUAUGAUGCUAACAGAAACCCCGUUGUCCAUCUUCGUAGAUCGCUGCUCGCUGCAGAUGAUAAAUGGAAAGCUUAUAGAGGUGAAAGUGAAGCGCCACAGGACCUUAUCUUUACUAGGGAGCGAUCCUCGUUUAUGCAACUAAGGACAAAGUUAAACGUGGUUUUGGCAAAUAAUACAACACAAGUUUGUGACUUCACUGUCAGAGGAAACUUUUUUCAAAAUUCUUGGAAAGUUUACAUCGGCAAUUCUGACAAUCUUGUUGCUAAGAUUAAGAAGGAGCUUGGCACUAUGUUUAUCACAGAAAAGUUCAUGGUCACUGUCUCUCCCAACAUAGAUUAUGCAUUCAUUGUGGCUUUAGUUGUGACCCUUGGUUAA